Messenger RNA from Rubroshorea leprosula, 2294 nucleotides. Lineage: Eukaryota; Viridiplantae; Streptophyta; Magnoliopsida; Malvales; Dipterocarpaceae. The record is from the annotation of a GenBank genome assembly.
ACCUUCUACACGCUGGUUAGUGGUUACGCAAACAAUCCUGCACCCUCAAGCCGCCCUCCCCAGUCGGUUUCCGUUUCCCGAAAUGUUGAAAUGUCUCUCUAUCUCGCGAACCUGCCUCAGGUCACUGGCUCAACCACUGACCUCCAUUUCUGUCCCAUCGUCGUCUUCGUUCUCUAUUCUCUCCUCACCGUACUCGACUUCAAAGCACCAUGGUAAAAACGGCGAAGAGGAACAAUUCGUUUCGCUCUUCAAUAGAGACCCAACUAGCCCGCCUCUCCUGUUCCUGGUGCAGCCCCGUCUGCGCCCCAAGACGUUUUUGCAGGCCAAGCUCAACGAGGCUCUUUGCCUCGCCAAUUCCCUGGAGGAACAGCGAGAUGGGUAUUUUGAUACUGAUUUCUUUGAAAAAGAGUUGCCUCCUCAUGUUGUCGUUCAAAACCCUUCUCUUCGAUCCUCCAAACCCCGCGCUGACACAUAUUUUGGACCUGGAACUGUGGAAACAAUCAAGUGCCAUCUUACUGAUGUGGAGUCCAAGGGCGAGGUCGAUGCUGUUUUUGUCAAUACCAUUCUCUCUGCCGUUCAGCAACGUAAUUUGGAGCGAAUUUGGGGCAAGCCUGUGUUAGAUCGUGUGGGCCUUAUAAUAGAGAUAUUCAAUGCUCAUGCACACACAAAAGAGGCGAAGCUACAGGCUGAAUUGGCUGCUCUUAUGUACAAGAAGAGUAGGCUUGUCCGAGUACGUGGCCCUGAUGGACGCCAUACUUUUGGAGCAGCUGGGGAAGCUGAAGUUGUUAGUGCCCGGGGGAAAGGAAGUGGAGGACGUGGUUCUAUGAGUGGUGCUGGAGAAACAGAACUUGAGCUUCAACGUCGAAGAAUUAUGGAACGGCGGAGUCUAUUGUUAUCCAAGAUUGAAGAGGUUCGACGAACCCGUGCCAUGCAACGUGCUGCUCGUAAGAGACGUGGUGAACUUCAAGGUCAUGGUCUGCCUACUGUUGCUGUCGUAGGGUACACAAAUGCUGGAAAAUCUACAUUAAUCAGUGCGCUCUCAGAUAGUGAUCUUUAUAGUGAUGCACGAUUGUUUGCAACCUUGGAUGCUAGACUAAAAGGUGUUAUUCUUCCUUCAGGGAGGAAAGUGCUACUUAGUGAUACUGUGGGAUUUAUUUCAGAUUUGCCAGUGCAGUUAGUGGAAGCGUUUCAUUCAACUUUGGAAGAAGUGGUAGAAGCUGAUCUCCUCCUGCAUGUGGUAGACAGUACGGCCCCUAACCUUGAUGAACAUUGUUCAACAGUGUUGAAAGUUCUACAGCAAAUUGGAGUUUCAGAGGAGAAAAUUCAGAAUAUGGUAGAAGCCUGGAAUAAGAUUGAUUACCAAGAAGAAAUGGAUGAUGAAGAAUAUAUGGAUGAAGGUGAAGAUGCUGAAAUUAGUGAUUUAUCAGGUCCAAAAGAUGGCAACACUGACAAUGUUUUAGGAGAGGAAGCUGACAAUGUGGCGUUUGAGCAAUUAGAUGGGAAGUCUAUUGAUAAUUAUGCUGCUGCUGAAGAUGAUGCAUAUAUGGAUGACAAGCAAGAUGAUUAUUCAGAUGGCUGGCUGGUUGAAGAAGAAGAAUGCAACUCUGUCGAUGAUUAUUGGAAUACCCUUAAUGACCAACAAAACGAGUCCCCUAAUAACUGGAGUUUGGAAAAGGAUUCUCAAGCCCAAACUCAAGCUCAGCAUGCUCCACAUGUCAGGAUAUCUGCUAUAACAGGAGUUGGCUUGCAAGAAUUGUUAGAAAUUAUUGAUGAAAGGCUAAAAGCUCAGGAUGAGAAGGUAAAGCCUCAAAAAGUAGUGGAAAGUGACCUCUUCAAUCGAAAAUGGAGGCCCCCUCGCAAAGAUGAUGGUGACAAUGACAUAGCAGUUCAACAGUAGCAUGGUUCCAGGAUAAGUGUCACAGUUGGCAUGAAUCAUUAGGAAACUGAAGGAACAAAAGGGGAGUCUCUUACACCGUGUUAGUAUUUGUUUGGGUAUGAUAGAAGAUUGUCAUCCUAGACAGGCAUCAGCUACAGAGCAAGCAUGAGUCCUCUCUCCUUUCAUGAGUGUUAUGAAUAAUCAAUGCUGCCUCCUAAUCUUGCCCAUUGAGCAAAAUAAAAAAGAGGCUGUACAUUAGACAUAUCCAAUGUUGCUGUUAAGAUUUAUAUGGUGUCUUGAGCAAUCCAUAUUUUCAAUUUUGAUAUGUAGCUCGUGUAAUGUUUUUAAUUUUAAGAGGGAAGAAGUAAGACUUAUUUAUAGAUCACAACCAUUAUUGAAUUAAAAUUUAAGUCAUGUU